This is a messenger RNA of Notothenia coriiceps (black rockcod), 594 nucleotides long. Its product is annotated as heterochromatin protein 1, binding protein 3. Gene Ontology annotation, molecular function: DNA binding; nucleosome binding. The coding region runs from base 1 to 594 and encodes 197 amino acids. Gene Ontology annotation, biological process: heterochromatin organization; nucleosome assembly. The transcript is spliced from 4 exons. Lineage: Eukaryota; Metazoa; Chordata; Actinopteri; Perciformes; Nototheniidae. Gene Ontology annotation, cellular component: nucleosome; nucleus; chromosome. The record is from RefSeq and is a predicted model, not a curated record.
AUGUCAAUGGUUUCCUCCUCAGAGCCUGAAGCGUCCUCAGAGGAGUCUCCCUCCAAUGAAGAUGAGCAGGCUGCACCCUCAGCUACGCCCGACCAGGUGACCGAUGGCGAGGCAGCGGGGGACAUGGAGCCCACAGAGAAUGGAGAGGAGGCUGAAGGAGCCAAGGCAGAGAAGGGAGGAGGAGAAGAGACGGAUAAGAAAGAGGACAAAUGCAAGGACUGCGCGGCUGGACAGUGUGCAACACACUGCUAUGUUCUCCUACUAAGGUUGAAGGAUGGCUACAAGUACAAGAAAGGGAAAAGCAAGAAAGUGAAACGGACCAUUCCUGCGUGGGCUAGCGUCACUGCCAGCAAAAAGCUUCCUGUUACCAACUAUGCAGGCACUCAGAACAAAGUGAAUGAUAUCCUCAUCGAAGCGAUCACGUCCUGUAAUGACAAGUCUGGGGUUUCAUACCAGUCCUUCAUGAAAUAUAUUCUGAAGAAAUACCCCGAGAUGGACAUUCACAAGAAGAAGUUUCUCAUCAAGAAAGCAAUGAAGAAACAUUUGGAGAAGGGCACCAUCAAACAGGUAAAGAAUGUUAUCUGGGGGUAUUAG